This is a messenger RNA of Phytophthora nicotianae INRA-310, 123 nucleotides long. RefSeq lists its product as hypothetical. NCBI's taxonomy places the organism in Eukaryota, Oomycota, Peronosporomycetes, Peronosporales, Peronosporaceae. The transcript has a single exon. The record is from RefSeq and is a predicted model, not a curated record. Bases 1 to 123 code for a protein of 40 amino acids.
AUGAUCAGCGAUGAUGAGUACCACGAGAUCGAUUUCAACAGCGAGGAGGAUGGCUCGGACGACGACUAUACUCCAGGUGAAGAAUGGGCAGUGUCGAAGCGAAAACCAGGAAAAGGUGCAUAA